UCGAAUAAUGUUACCGGGAAUCGGAAUGUUCGGCACUGGCGAGGUGACCCACGUGCUUGUGCCCAUUCUGCGUGACAAAGGUUUCAACAUCGUGGCGAUAUGGGGUCGAACGGGCAAGGAAGCGGAACAGGCUGCGCUCGAGCUGAAGAUACCGUUCCAUACGGCCAAGAUCGACGAUGUGCUGCUGCGGAAGGAUGUCGAUCUGGUGUUUAUCACCUGCCCACCGUUUCUACACUCGCAGAUAUCGGUGAAGGCGCUCGGCAUCGGGAAGCACGUCGUGUGCGACAAACCGAUGACGCUGAUGCAGAGCGAUGCGCUGAAGAUGGUACGCGCGAGCCAGUAUUAUCCGACGCUUAUUUCCAUCGUGAAUCACUCGUUACGGUUUUUGCCCGCAAUCGCGCACAUGAAGCGAGCCAUCCAGGAAGGUUACAUUGGGCCACCGGGACCGUGCCUUGAUCAGACGCUGAUCGAUGUGAAGGUACGAAUGGGUCCGUUGUUUAAUCGGAAGCGGUACGAUUGGCUGUGCGAUGAGUCGAUGGGCGGUGGAGCGCUCAAUCUCGUCGGGAGUCAUGUGAUUGAUUUGGUAAAGUUUUUGACAGAGCGGAAAGCGGUCCGGGUGCACGGAACGGUACGGACGUACGCUAUGUACGCGUCACAUGCACACACCGGAAUAAGGAGAGUGGCGGCACCGGAUGUUUGUACCUUCCAGAUGGAGCUCGAAAGCGACGGAAGUACUUCGAGUGCGCUCGUAACGGUCAACAUAAAUUGUCACGAGUCUAAUAACGCUUUCCAGCAAGAAGUCGUCAUUUACGGGCCGGCGGGUCAUCUAACGGUACGUGGAGGUGAUCUGGUUGGGCACCGGUUGAAUGCCGAAACGGGCGCCAUCAAGGAGGAAAUGCUUUACGUGGAUGUGCAGGAUCUGCAAUUUUCCACCUCGGACACAACGCUUCCGAGACCGUACGUGAAAGGUCUCUGCAAGCUGGUCGGUGCACUGCGAGAUGCGUUCCAUCCGAACAAGGAAAGUGCCGGCUGGAUUAAAGAACCGGUACAGGCAGCGGCAACGUUUGAGGAUGGCCUGUACGUCCAGGCGGUGCUGGAUGCAAUACGGAAAUCGAGCACUGAACGAUGCUGGACAAAGGUGAACAUUAGCACCGAAUCACCGACGAACCAGCAGAAGCAAAAUGUGCUCGCCAAUGCUGCCGCCCGUAUUGCAUCCGUGUCGGCUAUACGGGCCGAUCCCAGUAUUAAUCAUACCGGAUACUUUUGAACG
Messenger RNA from Anopheles maculipalpis, 1270 nucleotides. RefSeq names its product glucose-fructose oxidoreductase domain-containing protein 1. Bases 8 to 1267 code for a protein of 419 amino acids. The record is from RefSeq and is a predicted model, not a curated record. Gene Ontology annotation, molecular function: nucleotide binding. The transcript has a single exon. Lineage: Eukaryota; Metazoa; Arthropoda; Insecta; Diptera; Culicidae.